Molecule: messenger RNA, 1431 nt
Organism: Alternaria triticimaculans
Lineage: Eukaryota; Fungi; Ascomycota; Dothideomycetes; Pleosporales; Pleosporaceae
Exons: 6
Coding region: 1-1431 (476 amino acids)
Biological process (GO): transmembrane transport
Cellular component (GO): membrane
Molecular function (GO): transmembrane transporter activity
Source: RefSeq, a predicted model, not a curated record
AUGGCAUCGGAGAAGAACGAUGCACCCGCUGCAUCGACCUCUUCCGCGAGCGAUGUAGAAAUCGUCCCCGGCACCAUCCACGAAAAGAAGUUACUCAGAACAUUGGAUUUGAGACUCCUGCCCGCGGUGUCAAUCUUGUAUCUGCUCAGCUUUCUCGAUCGCAGCAAUGUCGCCAACGCACGUAUCGAAGGCCUUACAACCGACCUAGGCAUGACAGGCAACCAAUACCUCACCGGCCUAACCCUCUACUUCAUCGGCUACGUCCUCUUCGAAAUACCCUGCAACAUUGUCCUCAAACGCACAACGCCGAAGUUCUGGUUACCUACGCUUACGGUGGUUUGGGGUGUUGUGGCUACGUUGAUGGGCGUUACGCAGAACUUGUCGGGGUUUUUUGCGGUGCGCUUCUUUCUGGGAAUGGCUGAGUCGGGGCUGUUUCCUGGUGUGGUGUAUUAUUUGAGUAUGUGGUAUAAGCGCAAUGAGCGACAGUAUCGCAUUUCGUUGUUUUUUAGCUGCGCGAGUCUUGCGGGGGCUUUUGGUGGUAUCCUAGCAUAUGGCAUUGCGCAUAUGCGUAAUGAAGGUCUUCUCACAAUCAUCAUCGGAAUAAUCGCGUACUGGUUCAUUUCAAACUACCCUGCCACCGUCAGCUGGCUCAGCAAAGAAGAAAGAGCGUUCGUGCAAGCACGUCUGAAAGCCGACAGCGACGCAACGAACGAUGAAGCAUUUUCAUGGGCGGAAGUGCUGCUAGCCGCAAAAGACAUCAAGAUCUGGCUCUACGCCUUUGCCUUCCACACCAUGAGUCUACCACUGUACACUCUAUCCCUAUUCCUACCAACAAUCAUCCGCGACAUGGGCUACACAUCCGCCCAAUCCCAGCUCCUCACCAUCCCCCCCUACGCCGUCGCAACCCUCUUCACAAUCUUCUGGGCCAUUCUCUCCGAACGCUACGCCCGCCGCGCCCUCUUCAUCCUCACCACCUCCACCGUCGCAAUCAUCGGGUACAUCAUCCUCCUCGCUAACACCGAUCCCAAAGCACGCCCAGGCGUGUCCUACGUAGGAACCUUUUUCGCCGCCAUCGGCAUCUACCCUUCCGUCGCCUUGGUCCUCUGCUGGCCCGCCAUCAACGUUAGUGGGCAAACGAAGCGCGCAACGGCUAAUGCUAUGCAGAUCAGCAUUGGGAAUUUGGGGGCGGUGCUGGGGACGCAGUUGUAUCGCGCGAACUCUGGGCCGCGGUAUGUGCUUGGGCAUAGUUUUGCGCUGGGGUAUUUGUGUUUGAAUCUGGUGGUUGUGGGCAUGUUGUGGGUGUUGUUGAAGAGGGAGAACGCGGAGAAAGAGAGGGUGCUUGUGGAGAGGCCGCAGACGGGCGGGUUUCAUGAUAGUGUGGAGGAUGUUAAAUUGGGGGAUCGGCAUCCGAGGUGGAGGUUUCAGGUUUGA